AUGCAAGAGAUAUCAGUAAUGGGGCAAUACGCCGUGAUCAGCCGGGUGGUUGCAGGGAGUCACGAUGCAUGCCACCACCAUCCAACUCUUAUAACAGAGGUUGUGAGAAGGGGGAGGAGUGCAGAGGUGGUGGUCGUAUAUUUAAAUGAGUCUUCUGAUGCACAACAUAUAACCAAGAAGGGGACACACCAAGAAAUGGAGGCUAUUCCUCCUUCACAUUUAACAUACAACUUUACAAGACCCGCCCCGGAUUCCACCUCGAAAUCCAUGACGAACCUUGCUUCCCGUCCGGCAUCUAACCAAUGA
This is a messenger RNA of Prunus armeniaca (apricot), 306 nucleotides long. Lineage: Eukaryota; Viridiplantae; Streptophyta; Magnoliopsida; Rosales; Rosaceae. The record is from the annotation of a GenBank genome assembly.